CGACGCAAGCAUCUCAGCAGUCAUGCCCGCCGACAGACUCCUCGGGACCCUCCUGCGCUCCCUGCAGACCUACGCCGACCAGCAGGAUACGCCCAGGCUUCUCGGAACCGCUGCCUCGCUGCUCACCACCCUCACCAACCCCCUAAAUAUCCAGCUCCUGACCGCCCAGCUUCUCCUCGCCCCCGCCAUUUGGGACCGUCCCGACGGCCUGCACACCUGCCUGCGCUUCGUCGGCCUCUUCCACUCCGCUGCCCGCGCCGUCCUCAAGCACGACCGUGAAGUCCGCCAUGGCACCGCCCCGCCCCUCAUGCCGGGGCAGCCCCCCGUCGGCGGCGGCCUGUCGACUGACGACUGGGUGCGCGCUGUGGUGCGCGGCGCUGACGAGCGCUCUCAGCGGUGGAGGCAUCUGAUGGUGCUAAGUGGGCUGCUGCUCGCCUCGGCGGCGGGCAUAGAGGAGGAAGCCGUGUUGUCGAACUCGCUGCGCUCGACUUUGGAGGGGGCGUUGGUGCAGGCAACAAACUUGGCGCUGGUCGAGGCGAGAGACGGAGAUGAAUUGGGCGCGCAUUGUAUUGCGAUGGUGUUGAACCACGUCUUCCCCACCUUGAGAGAGGCGGAGAGAGCGCAGUUCGAUUAUGAUCGCUUGUUGCCCGUCUUGCUUGGGACGGCGUUCUUCUCCACGGAGGGAUUCCAGUCGGCGUACUUUUUAGGCGCCGUGGAUCCAGAUGUGAGAGAGGUAAAGCCGAGGAGGUUUAAUUGGUCGGCAGAAUCUCAUUCUUACCAGCAAUUGCAGAGCAUCAUGCGCCGACCGCUGGUCACAAAUAUGGGACCGCUCUCCAGGCUGAUAGCCCAUGCCGUGGAGAACGUCAGGGAUCCGUGGCUGAUCCAGACAAUGAUGGAUGACCUCGCCGGCUUUGCGCGCGCGCUCUGCCUCCAAUGGCGGCAAAACAAGCUGUCCGGGAUAGAUUCUUCAGAAGAAACUCUGUUCCUCGAAGAAGAGACGGUUAGAAUCACCCUCCCUCUCCUUUGGCGGAUGCUCAAAGCAGCAUUAUUCGCGACCAUGAUCAUUCUCCGCAGCGCACUCGGCCGCAUGCUGAAUGACGGCGCCCUGGCAGCAGACAGCGUCGCGCCGGUGCUCGCGGCACACGCGCUGCACACGCUCCGCCACCUCUACUUCAUCACAUCGCGCCUCGGUGCCGACUCCUUCUCACAAUACACCUUCAGCUACCUCACAGCCAUGGACAUCCUAACGCAAUAUCCCAUGCAAUCCGACGCCUUUAUCAAAGCCAUCAAGCCCCCUACAAGCGGCCACAUUCCGCCCCAUCCACUCGACCGCACCCUUGACCUCUACUUCCUGAACACAGCUGAGCAUUUUACGCUCGCAAUCUCUCCCUCCACAGCGGAAGAUGUCAUCAUCGCGGCUGCGAACCCCUACCUUGGCGCCGGCGGCUCUGCGCGUCUCGUUCCCCUCUUCGAGGCCGCUCAUAGUGUCAUGCUUGCCGUGCUGGUCGCUCCCGCUGCCGCGCCCCUCGCGGCCCGCCUCCUCCCCUUUUACGCCACGGCGUUGUUCGCGGCCUUUCCGCAGGCUCUUUCCCCCCGCCAAUUCCGCCUCGCGUUUCGCACGCUUUUGCGCGUUGCCGCGCCGCCCGCGCCCCUCGCGCAGCAACUCCCGGACUUGCCGGCCGUGCUACUGGAGAUGCUGCGGUCGCGCGCGCUCAACGCGCCGGCUACUCCCCUCCCUUCUCCUGUCACUACCGCUUCUACUCCUUCCCCCCCUCCGCCAAUGGUUGAUGCCGCUGACCCCGCCUUCACGCCAACGGAACAGUCAACCCUGACCCUCACACUCUUGGAUGCCCUCCCCCAGCUCCCAGCACCCCUCCUGGACGAGUGGCUACCCCUCGCUGCGGACGCGACGAACCGCGUUGAUGAGGCGGGUGGGGCGCGCGCAGCUGUGAGGAGAAGGUUCUGGGAGGUGCUGGUAGGUGGGGAGAUGGAUCCGGAGAGGGGGCAGGUGGCUGUGGCGUGGUGGUGCUCGAGGGGAGGGAGGGAGCUGGUUUUGUUUGGUGAGGGUAGCGAAGAGGUG
Aplosporella prunicola CBS 121167 is the source of this 2080-nucleotide messenger RNA. RefSeq lists its product as uncharacterized. The annotation marks the transcript as partial. Lineage: Eukaryota; Fungi; Ascomycota; Dothideomycetes; Botryosphaeriales; Aplosporellaceae. The record is from RefSeq and is a predicted model, not a curated record. The transcript has 4 exons.